Dioscorea cayenensis subsp. rotundata (Guinea yam) is the source of this 1076-nucleotide messenger RNA. RefSeq names its product protein unc-13 homolog. The transcript is spliced from 3 exons. The coding region runs from base 526 to 795 and encodes 89 amino acids. Lineage: Eukaryota; Viridiplantae; Streptophyta; Magnoliopsida; Dioscoreales; Dioscoreaceae. The record is from RefSeq and is a predicted model, not a curated record.
AGCAAAAUUAUUAUUUCCUUCAAAAUCAUGCAAUUCAUUUCGCAAGGUUAAAGUUUGACUAGCAACUACUUACACGGACAUUAGUGCCUUUCUUACUGUUCUUGGAUUCAGAUUUUUUGUAAAAUAUAUAGUCCUUUAGGGUUUUCCUUCGGGGGUUUGAAAGGAUUGGAUGUAGUAUCUUCUGAAAACCUUGAUAUAUAAUUCUCCUGGACAUCUUCUCAUGAUUUUUUCUAAGGAUUUCAGAUGUGUGUUCUUCGAUUUUCUCCUGAUUUCAUAUUAAUUCAGUGUAUACAAGAAGCAUGAUAAAAAAAUAUCAGAUGGGGUACCUCUCACAGUAUCUUCAUCAACAAUAUACAUGACAUUGUGAUAAAUGACCACAGGCCAUUUUUUGCGUAUGUUUCUGGCCAAAAUAUCUUAAUAGAAAAAUUUUUCCAGGAUCUUUUUGUGGCAGAUGGUCAAGGGCUCCCGCGCUCAGUGGUUGAGAAGGAAGCAAAUUUAGCUCAGCAGGUCUUAGACUUGUAUGCAAUGAAGACUGAAACUAUAAUAGAAAUGUUGAGGAAUGUAAGUGAACAAGUUUCCGAUCUACCUUAUCAUAAUAAUCGUAGGACCAGAAGUGCAAAAGAUACUUACACUCUUCUACGCAUACUCUGCCAUAAGAAGGACAAAGAUGCCUCUAAAUAUUUGAAAUUGCAUUAUCAGCUUCCCAAGUCUUCAGAUUAUGAUGACAGUCUAACAACAAAUGAAACAGCAUCGAAAUCACCUCUUUCUAACCGAUGUUUUCCGAAGAAGCACUAGUGUCAACUGGACAGAGAAGGGUCAGAGCAGCUUUAGAUCAAUAAAAUCGAAACUGCAUGGAGUAACUUCUGAGCUCAAGCUUGCACCAUGGUGAGCAUCGAAUCAUUCGGAUGCCUCUGUGUUCUUCGUCGUGUUUCCUUGUUGUUGUACAAUAAUGUUUCAAUGCAUCGAAGAAUCUAUCAAUGAGCACAAAUGCAGUUUUGCAACUGUGGAUUAUGAACUCUGAAAUGAUCAAAUUUUUUCUGCCAUUCAAAUGAACUUGAUGAAUUUAGUUUGUUGUA